Molecule: messenger RNA, 1488 nt
Organism: Corylus avellana
Lineage: Eukaryota; Viridiplantae; Streptophyta; Magnoliopsida; Fagales; Betulaceae
Product: transcription factor JUNGBRUNNEN 1-like
Biological process (GO): regulation of DNA-templated transcription
Molecular function (GO): DNA binding
Source: RefSeq, a predicted model, not a curated record
UUCCAUAUGAUUGCUCCCUAGCUACAACCUACAAAGGGAGGGAAGAAAGAGGAAGGAAGGAGAAGAUCGAUGAUCAUGAGCUGCAAGGAAGAAAAGAUGAUGAUGAUGAGUAGUAGUAGUACUAGUAAGGAAGGUGAAGUUGCAAUAUUGCCAGGAUUUCGGUUCCAUCCAACUGAUGAAGAGCUUGUUGGGUUUUAUCUUCGCCGGAAGGUUGAGAAGAAACCCAUCGCUAUUGAACUCAUCCAACAGAUCGAUAUCUACAAAUACGAUCCAUGGGAUCUUCCAAAAGGCAAUAAUAGCAGCAGCAGUGUGAAAGAGUUGGAGUGGUACUUCUACUGCAAAAGAGGGAGAAAGUAUAGGAACAGCAUAAGACCCAACAGAGUGACGGGGUCUGGGUUUUGGAAAGCCACUGGCAUCGACAAACCGGUCUACUCGGCGGGAGGAGAAUGCAUUGGCCUCAAGAAAACAUUAGUUUACUACCGCGGGAGUGCAGGAAAAGGCCUCAAAACUGAUUGGAUGAUGCACGAGUUUCGCCUUCCUCCCAAACACGACGGCGCCACCAAUCUUGCCGAUGCCAAAAAUACUGUCCAAGAAGCUGAAAUUUGGACGCUGUGUCGAAUUUUCAAGCGAAAUGUGUCGCAUAGGAAGUACACGGCAGAAUGGAGAGAAGUAAGUGCUAAGAAACAUCCAAUAAUUUCCUCGGAUGAUCCCAUCAAAUAUGAAAAUGAUGAUGAUCAGGAGAUUAAGGGUAUUGAUGGAAGGACGCAGUUGCAUGCAGGGCAGCCGAGCUGGACGCUACCACAACCUCCAAUAUUAUCUUCAACCAUUAAUCCAAUAACUCCAAGAGCCGAUGCGAAUGAUCAUGAUGAAGACUUGUUUGCAUUAGAGAAUUGGGAUGAUGAGCUUAGAUCUGUUUCACCACCAUCCUCCUCGCCUCCUAUCUCUGUUGCCGCUCCUACCACUCCCCCAGUACCCCCAACAGCAACCACACACCUCGACGCCUGGCCGAAGCUGAACGGCUCGUGCCCGGUUUCUAGGAACUUGCCGCUGCCAACCCCGCUGUCCACGCCGCUCUCGGAGGUCGUUUCACUCUCGAAGUACGCUGCAGAUCGGAGGCGGAGGAGAAGCAGAGAAGAAAACCAAAUCAGGAAACAGAGUAAGCAAGAACUUCCCUUUGCGGACCCUCCGACCAAGCCUUGGCAACUGGUUUUAGAGGAGCCAUGUGAUACUCAGAUGCUUGGGAUGCAAGAUGGUCUACGAACUCCUGGGGUGAGUAGCCAAAGGCUGUCUGUUGGGAUGACACCGAAAACACUGAGGUUGCCUAUGCCUGGUGAGAUGCUUUUAUCUGUCCAUGGCUCACACCUUGGUGUCUACAAGGAAGAUAACAUGGAAGCCAUAAAUGGUAUGAAGAGUAUUUAUAUCUGCUCUUAUUCAUUAUCUCAUCACUGCAUCGAGGGGACAUGCUUGCUAUAUCAUCAAGAAAUUUGA